Molecule: messenger RNA, 1496 nt
Organism: Anopheles coustani
Lineage: Eukaryota; Metazoa; Arthropoda; Insecta; Diptera; Culicidae
Exons: 6
Coding region: 363-1334 (323 amino acids)
Source: RefSeq, a predicted model, not a curated record
AAGAUAUUGAUACUAUGCCCCAUCAUCGCAGCGCACUGAUAGCAGCACGUUUCGAUAAACAUUGUUCGUCUCAUUUCGAUAAACAUUUCAGUACAUCGCUUCUCUUCGUGGAGGCCGUAUCGGGUCGUUUGCGGUGGUCAUAUUUACAUCGGCUUACGGCAUACUCUAGACAAAAAAUAGGUGCUCUGCUGUAGGUGGAUUUUCUUUUUCGGCAAAGCAGAGCGAGAAACCACCAGACGUGCGAUAGCAUUUAUUUUAGGACUAGAACCGGUAGUAUUCGAUUCCGCUGACUUGGUUGUGUACUAUCAUUGUCAAUCUGGAAAACAAAAAAUGUUGAAUCCCUCCUCCACCAGUGCAUUGGAAUGGAUAAGAUAGUAUAUUUGUCUCUGGUUGUUUGCCUUGGCUGGCUGGCGGUUUCCUCGGGCACAACUACAUCUAACGUUCUACCGGCAGCACUCAACGGCUUUUUAGAAUGCGGUGAUGCUUUGUGCCGUAAUGAUACGCAAAUUUGCAGAGAAGAUAGCUACUGCGAGUGUAGACCGCAUUUUGAAGACCUAGGAUCACAACAUUGUGCACCAUGCCCAUCCGAAGGACUGCUUUGCCGUGGGUGCUGUAUCAGUGAUGCCUUUACCUGUUACCGAGGUGUUUGCCAACGGUGCGAAAUAGAUAGUAAAGGAAAUUGCAUUAACCAAGAGACACUGUUUUUCCUGACGGCGGCUCAAGUGGCAUUGGCCACCGCAAUGGUUCUUGGGGUGAUCUCUUUAAGCUUCCUUUUAUACAAAACUCUUCGAAAUCGGCUAAGACGAAACAACCAAGUCCUCCAGAGUGAAUCACGCCAAUCCGUAGUAAGCCGUGUAUCGUUAUCGUCGAUUCAGCAGCGGGUUGUUAGACGUUUACGGGAUCGGCCACCGAAAUAUGAGACACGGCAUAAUUAUGAGUACCAGCAGCGACAAACCGAGCGGCAAAACAGUCAACAAAACGCUCCGGCUGAGCCGGUUCCGAUAAGUGGCCCACCACCGGCAUAUGAAGGAGACACGGUUUCACUGGCAGAAAAUCCACCUCCUUACACACCAGAGCAGGCCGGUGAACCGAGCGCUCGGAUUGCAGUUAUAGAUAUUCCAUCACCCAUAACUUCUGAUCAUCCUCCGGCUACUAGUGUGGCGAACAGUGGUGAAUCGAGAGAGCUCCAAGGAUUUACAAACCAGGUGUUUGAACCAGAUAAACAUGAUCUACCGCCCCAGACCGUUCAACCGCCUGGCGAAGGUGAUGGGCGUCCCAAAGAUUGCAUUGAUAUUCCUUUAGUCGAUAGCAGUGACAAGACGGUCUAUAUGUAGUAUGAUUUGUAAGUGUCAGGCGGAAAUAGGAAGCUGAGACCGUUUGUUGCUGGACUUCGAAGGUCUCAUUUUAGUUACUGCGCGUCGAUAACUGUAAUUAUUUUCUUUUCUGUUACUUUUAAACUAACUAAACGAAAGGAAUUCCGUUCCUAGAAAAUCCAA